Molecule: messenger RNA, 4142 nt
Organism: Cottoperca gobio
Lineage: Eukaryota; Metazoa; Chordata; Actinopteri; Perciformes; Bovichtidae
Gene: egflam
Product: EGF-like, fibronectin type III and laminin G domains
Exons: 25
Molecular function (GO): calcium ion binding; protein binding
Source: RefSeq, a predicted model, not a curated record
AUGGAAUCUAAAGAAAGGAGUCUGUUAUACUUACUUCUCUUUGCAAUAUGCACAGCCAGCGUUUGCCUUUGUGCAAGAAGAUCAAAUGCUCGGCGAUCUGAGCGUCUGAGUCCUCCAUUAGACAUCCAGCUGGAGACAGUCAACUGCACCGCCUUUAGUGUACGAUGGAAGAUGCCCCGGCGACAUGUUAGCACCAUCACUGGAUACAAGGUCUUCUACACAGACAUUAGGAAUGGUCGUCCAAUGGCUACAGCGUCUUUGAUGGAGGUGCCUCUCAACUUGGACAUGCUGACCACUGGGCAAUUUGACGGACAAGCGAGCUUUGAUGUGGAAAUCGGUAACCUUAAGAUGAACACUAAGUACAGAGUCACUGUUGGAGCGUAUGGUUGGGCAGGGGAAGGUAGACCCAGCAUGCCCAGAGACAUCAGCACUGCGCCACAUGACAUGUGCAUGCCCCCGUCGCCCCCCACUCAGCCUGUUGUCAAGGCUGUAUCUGACACAGAGCUGGCGUUGUCAUGGCAGCAAGGAGAGAGCGAGGGAAGCGCACCUGUCCUUCACUUCCUGGUGGCUUACAUCAGGCCAGAAAUGGACACGGAGUGGACAUAUAUCCGUGAGCCCAUUGAGACUAACUCCAUGGUUAUGAAGGGAUUGUUACCGGAAACAGAGUACCAGUUUGUUGUCAGGGCGGCCAACUUGCACGGAGUUAGCCCACCCAGCAACAUCAACAACCCUGUGCGCACUCUCGGUUCAUCAGAUGUUGGCAGUGGUGAUUACGGCCGUUACAUCACAGACUCAAGAGACAAAGAUGAAGAUGGUUUCGACAUCGAUGACUCUGAUUAUGAUAUCUUUAUUGAGGAGUUGAAGCCAUUUCCAGGUAUCAAUCAGGACAACAGGAAGUCCCAGCUCCGUUCACGCCCUGAUCGGCCAUCUGGUCGGAACGUUGUUUACCGUAUGAACACCAUCACUCCUCCCAACGUUACUGCUCCUCCAGCUUCUUUCACCCCGUCAUCCAUUUUCCAAGUUUUCACAGAUUUGGUUUUCUCAACCACCUCAGAGCCCAGUACCAAUACUGACACCACAACUACUGCCCCACCUACCACUACUAGUUUCUGUCCUGUUACAAAAUUGCAUUUGAAAGUGAAGCAUAGUUAUAGCUAAACCACUGACUACGUACUGGAAACAACACUAAACUUGUUUAUCUUUCUUCCUCUUCUGAUCCACCUUAGCAUUACUUUACCCACCACCACUACCAUCCCAACCAUGUCCCCCUGGAAAGGUGAGGUACCUCGUGUGUACGACCUGACCUGCGAUGAUACUGUGUGCCCCCCCGACAGCUUCUGUCUCAGCGAUUACGACGGCGGAGGCUCACGCUGCCACUGUAACCUCGGAUGGAGAGGGGAAAAUUGCUCUGAGGUGGUAUCGGUGAACUUUCCCCGGUUCCAUGGUUACUCCCACAUGACCUUUGAACCCUUGAAGAACUCUUACCAGACAUUUCAGAUCACUUUGGAGUUCAAGGCAGACUCUGAGGAUGGCUUGUUGCUUUACUGUGGAGAGAAUGAACACGGACGUGGAGACUUUACCUCUUUGGCUCUGGUGAGAGGCAAGCUGCACUACAGGUUUAACUGUGGUACAGGAGCAGCUCAAAUAGUCAGUGACAGUCGCAUUGUUGUCGGUCAGUGGCACAUGGUCACCGUCUUCAGAGAUGGCAUGAGUGGCUGGCUGCGUAUCGACAACGACACCCCCAUAUCCGGACGCUCAGAGGGCCAGUACACUAAGAUCACUUUCCGCUCCCCGCUUUAUGUGGGCGGAUCCCCGAGUGCUUAUUGGCUGGUCAGGGCAACGGGGACAAAUCGUGGCUUUCUUGGCUGCAUCCAGAGUCUGACCGUCAACAACAAGGCUACCGACAUCAGACCCUGGCCUCUGGGCAGAGCUCUGAGUGGAGCUGAUAUAGGUGAGUGCAGCGACAGCGUGUGUGACCUGGUCAGCUGUGCCAAUGGCGGAGUCUGCUUUGCAAACCGUGCUGAUGGCUUCAUCUGCCUGUGUCCGCUCGGCUUCAAGGGAGCACUUUGUGAAGAGACUUUCUCACUGUCCUCGCCUCUCUUCAAUGAGACGGUGUUUUCGUACGCUGUCAUCCCGUGGCCUCAGUCCUUUCAGAGUUAUCUGUCUUUCAUGGAGUUUGAGCUGACGUUUCGGCCGUCGAUGCCCGACGGGACGCUGCUGUACAGUGAUGACGCAGGUAGCGGAGACUUCCUGGCUAUCAACCUGGUGGACGGAUAUGUAGAGUUCCGAUUUGACUGCGGCUCUGGAGGAGCUACAAUAAGGAGUGAAGAGAAGAUCAGUCUGGGCACAUGGCAUGAGCUGAGGGUGUCUCGCACAGCAAAGAGCGGUAUCCUUCAGGUGGACAGCCAGAGGCCACUAGAAGGAAUCGCUGAGGGAGCUUUCACUCAGAUCAACUGCAGUUCACCCCUUUAUAUUGGCGGAGUACCCGAAUACGAUAAAACCAAGAGGGCGGCGGGUGUGAUAAAGCCCUUCACUGGAAUUAUUCAGAAGUUGAUACUUAAUGACCGCACCAUCCCGAUAAUAACUGGCUCCGCUGGUGGAGUUAAUGUAGCAAAUUCAGCGCACCCAUGUGUGGAAAGUCCCUGUGCCAACGGAGGGACCUGCAGGCCGAAGUGGGACAGUUAUGAGUGUGACUGCCCCCUAGGAUACGAUGGGAGGCACUGCCAGAAAGAGUGUGGGAAUUACUGUUUGAACACUGUGACUGAAGCCAUUGAGAUCCCUCAGUUCAUUGGCCGAAGUUACCUGACAUAUGACAACAGAGAUAUCCUGAAAAGGUUGUCUGGUUCAAGGACCAACCUUUUCAUGCGUUUUAAGAGUACAGCCAAGGAUGGCCUGUUGUUAUGGCGAGGAGACAGUCCAAUGAGACCCAACAGCGACUUCUUGUCCAUGGGGCUUCAGGAUGGUGCAUUAAUCUUCAGUUAUAACCUGGGCAGUGGUGCAACUAACAUUUCUGUCAACGGGACCUUCACCGAUGGCAAGUGGCACAGAGUCAAAGCUGUGAGGGAUGGCCAGUCAGGGAAGCUGACAGUGGAUGACUAUGGAGCAAAAACUGGCAGGACACCUGGAAAGAUGAGACAACUCAACAUCAACGGACCCUUAUAUGUUGGUGGCAUGAAGGAGAUAGCCCUUCACACAAACAGACAGUACAUCGGAGGCUUGGUGGGCUGUGUGUCCCACUUCACACUCUCCACUGAUUAUCACUUAGCACUGGUGGAGGAUGCUGCUGACGGCAAGAACAUCAACACCUGCUCCAACUAGAAAAUGGCUUCAAUACGUGAAGGUCCGUUUUCAGCAACAUUUUCAGCUGGAGCAAACACCUCGACCAGCUGAAAACUGACUAAAACAAUUACAUUUUGGUCCACCAAUUCAACUUUGUAUAAACUCAAAGUACAACUUGUUGAUGAAUUGCUCUGAAAAACAGUUCCGACACAUGGCAACCACAAAAACGACCAGAGGAUAUUACAAAGCACAAGUACUCUGUGGAAGGAGAGAAACAGCUUAGCGUUAUGUGUUAUGAAGGUCUAUGAAGGACAAUUUCUAUACAUGGGAUGAUCCCAAUCUUAUCUUGUUUUUUCUACUGUUAAUCCCUAUUUGAUUGCUGGAAGAACCAAGUGAUUCGAGGGAUCAAGAGUCGUCAUACGUUUUUCAUGAACCUGACCUAGAGCAGCUAGCAGAGAUAAACUUCUUUGUAGAGGAUUUUGGUUUUGGUCCUAGAGGAUUUCUGUUUGUUGUUGUGACAUUUGUAUUCUUGUUCGUGACGUAUAAUCAGUCUGUAGACUCCAUUGAUUGAUUGUCAGUUUUUUAUUUUUUAAAGGUUGCUAGUUUUGAACGGGGGAAGAUGUCAUCUGCACACAAUAUUUAACCUUUAUAAGCUCUUCUUUUAGCUUACAUGCUCCUUUAUUUGGAACUCUCAGAUAGUCACAUGAAAGUCUGAUGUUGACACGGUGAAGCAGCCAAAAUCCUGGAAUAAUUGUGCGUGACAGACUUUUACUAUCAUCUGACACAAACCACCGCCCUGCAGACUGCAGCCCUCGAGUUGAGCUUCUGUUUCACAACAAAGAAAAUAAAUAAUUUCUCUUAUU